Solanum stenotomum is the source of this 1008-nucleotide messenger RNA. RefSeq lists its product as uncharacterized. Gene Ontology annotation, molecular function: protein-lysine N-methyltransferase activity. Bases 1 to 873 code for a protein of 290 amino acids. Gene Ontology annotation, biological process: peptidyl-lysine monomethylation. NCBI's taxonomy places the organism in Eukaryota, Viridiplantae, Streptophyta, Magnoliopsida, Solanales, Solanaceae. The transcript is spliced from 9 exons. The record is from RefSeq and is a predicted model, not a curated record.
AUGAAGCUUGAGAAAAUUCCCUUUGCUGAUUUUGCAAAUCACUGUGAUCUCUCUGACACAACUGUUUUGUGUAGUGAAGAGAAGCAACUUUCAGAGGUCAUUGUUGAUUAUAGUUACUCUCCUGGUGAUCAGAUGCUCAUAAGAUACGGAAAGUUUUCAAAUGCAAGACUCCUUUUGGACUUUGGAUUUACUCUCCCUUGUAAUGUGUAUGACCAGGUUGAAGUUGAGCUGACUAUACCUCAUGAAGACAAACUACGUCAGUUGAAGUUGGAGCUUUUGAGCAAACAUCAGAUACCAAUUCUCAAAGAUGUCAAUGGAUUCAGUUCCUCUGAGAAUUCGUUUGUACUCAAGGAAGUUAGGUUUGCUGACGCUCAAGGUAGGGGAAUUCCACAGUCAAUUCGUGCAUUUGCUCGUGUUCUGUGCUCCAAUUCUCCACAAGAGAUAAAUUAUUUGGCCAUGGAAGCUGCAGAAAAUGAUGGUCGGGUGGCUCGGCGUCCACUAAAGGACAAGAGCAGAGAGAUUCAAGCACAUCAGUUUUUGCUCUCAAAAAUCACUGGGCUAAUAGAUGAGUAUAAUGCAUCUAUUAAGUCAUUGGAGCUGCCUACUCUCUGCAUGGUUGGAAAAAUUGAUAUGCGGAGACAAAUGGCUCAAUACCUUCUCACGGGCUACAUUGUUUGCUCUCAUAUAGAUGCAGAUAUAAUAUUGGGGAAAGGGAGGUCCACUUUUUCUUUCCUGGAAUGUUUAAAUUGCAAUUUUAUGGGGAACAAUAUUAUUAGAAUCAACUAUAAUACUAUUGGUUUUGUAAAAUUUUCACUCGUCACAUUGCGGAUGCGAAGAUGCAUGAAGCAUGGAAAGAGGGGAAAGGACGAUUGAUUAACCACUAGACUCUUCUCAUGGAUAACAUAGUUGUGUUCAGAAAUUCCUGAACUUGUACAAUAAGCUCCCUGCCUUUCGUUUUCUGUAACUUAUCUUCCAGUUUCUCUUUUCCUUAUCUGUCUUUUUGGUUGC